Messenger RNA from Blumeria graminis f. sp. triticale, 1974 nucleotides. Lineage: Eukaryota; Fungi; Ascomycota; Leotiomycetes; Helotiales; Erysiphaceae. The record is from the annotation of a GenBank genome assembly.
AUGGGUGUAGGACGUCGCAUGAAAAAGCAAGGACCACCCGAACCUCUUGACGAAUCGCAUUUUACAAAUCUAAAGCGAAAGGCCGGAUUAUCUGUAACUGAGAGCAGGGCAGAAGCGCAAAAGUAUGUAAAGAAAAGACGUACAAGUGGAGAUGAUGUUGUUCGAGACGGAAAAGGUAAAAAGGACAAGAAGAUUAAAUCAAAAGAAAACAAUGCGCACAAAAACAAUGCCCUGGGGAAGAAGCAAAGCAUAAAACCUAAAAAGUCUAUCGUAAAGCCCUCAGUUACUUCGAAAAACACCUUGGUUGACUCUGAUACCUUUUCAGUUAACGAAGCAAGUGAUAACUCCGAAACUCAUGAUACCCAAAAUGGCUUGCCAGACGAUUUUUUGGAUUCAGACAGUGAUGUCUAUGAUUCGGCAGAUGACCACAAGACUGGUGCUAUGUUCUCAGAAGAUGAAGAUGAAUCAGAAGCCGAAGAAAAACUUACGGCAGCCAAUAUCGCAGGCUUAACGAGAAAAUUAGAUGAAAAACUUGCAGAGGAGGCAGCAGAGGCUGAGGCUGAAAUACAAGAUGAGAUGAUGCAGACCAAUAUUUCUGGCGAACGUCCACACAUUUUAUCAGAUUCCGACGAUGAAAAUACUGGAGCUCGCGACGCUAAUCCUCUUCUUGCACCUGAUCUCCAGCUUCUCAGAACUCGGAUUACAGACACGGUACGAGUCCUCGAAGACUUCUCAGGACUUGCAGAAGAAGGGCGCUCACGCGCUGAAUAUACAGCGCAGCUACUCAAGGAUAUCUGCAGCUAUUAUGGCUACUCUGCAUAUUUAGCAGAUAAAUUAUUUAAUCUAUUCCCCGUCAAAGAAGCCUUUGCCUUCUUCGAAGCAAACGAAUCACCUAGACCAGUAGUAAUCCGAACGAAUACGCUACGAACUCACCGCAGAGACCUUGCACAGGCCCUAAUAAAUCGUGGCGUCACCCUGGAGCCGGUUGGGAAAUGGUCGAAAGUUGGGCUCCAAAUUUUUGAAUCUACAGUCCCGCUCGGAGCAACACCCGAAUAUCUUGCCGGACAUUAUAUACUACAGGCUGCCUCUUCAUUCCUUCCUGUAAUGGCACUCGCGCCACAAGAGCACGAGCGUGUCCUAGAUAUGGCAGCAGCACCUGGAGGCAAAACAACACACAUAGCGGCGCUCAUGAAGAAUACCGGAACAAUAUUUGCCAAUGACUCGAAUAAGCUGCGCGCUAAAGGUCUUAUCGGAAAUAUUCAUCGCAUGGGAGCUAGAAGUGUUAUAGUAUGCAAUCACGAUGCGUGUUCCUUCCCGAAGGUCAUGGGUGGUUUCGAUCGAGUAUUAUUGGACGCUCCUUGUAGUGGUACAGGUGUAAUUUCCAAAGAUCCUAGCGUUAAGACGAAUAAGACUGAAAAAGAUUUUAUCAAGCUGCCGCACCUUCAAAAACAACUACUAUUAGCGGCUAUAGAUUCUGUUGACCACGGAAGUAAAACGGGUGGCUAUAUUGUGUAUUCUACUUGUUCUGUUACAAUUGAGGAGAAUGAAGGUGUAGUACAAUACGCUCUUAACAAGCGACCUAAUGUCAAGUUAGUGGAGACAGGACUUAUUUUUGGAAAGGAGGGCUUCACAUCUAUUAUGGGAAAAAAAUUUGACGCAAGCAUGAAGAUGACAAGACGCUACUACCCACACACACACAAUGUUGACGGGUUCUUUGUUGCUAAAUUCCGGAAGACAGGCCCAACAGCUAAGGCCAUUCUGGAAAAGAAUGAGAGAGGAGAUUCGAAUCAGCAUGAUGAGUCCAGCGCUAGGGUUCAAGCCUCUGAAGAGGAAGAGGCUAAUGGGUCACAAGACAGUUUUGGCGGUUGGAAUGAUAGUGAAGACGAGAAAUAUCUAGAACGUGCGCGGAGAAGACAGUUGAGGCGUCGUGGCAUUAAUCCAUCUUCGAAGAUGGAACCAACUACGCCUUCCUAA